AUGACGUAUCCAGUCUCACUCGGCAGGGGAUUUAUACUGUCAUCAAGAGAUGACGCCGACUCUUCUCUGUCACAUCUGGGUUCCAACCCUCUCUACUCCCGUUGCCGAAGCCAUACUGGCACGGAAGCGCAUCAUCGUGCGGAGAAGAAGUUGGAGCGACCUUGCUCAGAGUUCCAGUUUCAGAGCGUCAGCAGCAACCUCUACGCGGGCGACUUACACGACACAAUGUUGCUGGGGGAGAGACUUCGUGCUCGUCGAGCCAGAGAUGACGUGGCUGCUCUAGUAGAUUUUCUGAAGAAUCAUCCGCCGCCGCCGGAUAACUUCAUGUCGAUACCAUACGGAGAUGACGGGCAUGGCCGCGGAAGAUGGUCCAAAAUCAAGAAAAUAGGAAGAAGGAGCAAAUCCACGCCCAAACAGCCACAAAACAUCCAACUGCCAGACUCGGCAGUGGUAGGCGUCACCAGUGGAGGGCAUAGGCACAUUGCCAUCUCGAUUCCAAUCGAGGCAACUCCGUAUGGGUUGGAGAUCCGGUCCCAGUAUCCUGUCUUCACUCACGACACGCAAAUUGGAAUACCAAGCAAAGGACCCAUCAGAACGUUCAGGAAUGAAAAGGGCGUUGUUACCGUUUUGCGGCCCGUGGCGGAGGCAUUUGAGUCAGAUACCGGUUUGGUUGCUACUAAAUCUCGAGCGCCAUAUUUGAACUCCCGGGGACACCGCCCUCCUCCGUUACCGCCGCACAAGCCAACCAAUAGUCUAACGGACAAAGUCCAUGAUUAUAUUGGGAUUCUACCAACGAAGUUUGAUACGCCAUUACUUGAUGACAGCUCAGCGCCAUGGCAUAUCUCGCGAAGUCCAUCAAGAGAUGAAGGCUCAGUAGGCAAACAAAAUCCGGCGGUGUUUCGGCGCUCUGCGUACCCUGCACGAGCUUCUAGUAUGGUUUCCAAUAGAUCUGCGAGAAACCCACCAUCUAUCGACGGCUUGAUAUCACCACAGGACCAUGUUGCGGGAGCGAGUAGUGUCGCUCGGUCGAAAUGCUUGUACAACUCGUUAACCCCGGCUCCACAGCGAGCACUUUCAAUAAGCAACAACAACCCUGUGAACAGUAUUGGUGCUCGCAGAUCAGAAUCCGGACCGUCCUACAUCAGAGACUCAAGUCCAGCACUAAGCUGGGAUGGUAGCCAAAAUCGGAAUACUGCUUCGACGACAGACGCUCAUGUUCUUUCACAUUCGGAGGACUAUCGACACGCAAGCUCAGGGUCAAGUUGGAAUAGAAAGGAUAUUGUGAGAGAAAGAAAGCGGCGCGACAUUGAGGCAGCCGUGUGGAAUGCAAAAGUGAAAGAUCAGCUGGAACGAGAUGCUUCCAAGGCGAUACAGCGACCAUCAGCUGCCCAACCAUCGUCACGACCAGCAGCGGCGGUUCCGGACAAGACGUCAACCGCUAUGCCGGGCCAAUUAGCCUUAACCUUGAGUGGUCUCAUGGUGGUGACGGAUGUCGAGCCGUCUUCUGCUGAUGAAAAGGGCGGACCCGUCCGUCCCAAGACGGCGCCUGCAAAGAAGUCUUCAAAGGAGGAUUCUGAAAUAACACUGCCCUCAACCACUGUCAACACACCAAGUAUUCUGACCCCGCCAGCCUCCACGCGUGGCUCGCCAUCACAGCAACAUGACGUGUCAGAUCGCACGUCUCUGACCCGUCGACGAGAAUGGAAGGCCAUCAGGGAACAGGAGCGCAGGGCACGCGAUGCAAUGGCUAUGGCCAGAGCAAGGACGCAACAGUUAGCCUCGGGUGGAGUGGCAUACGGGAAUGGCUCGGUUUCCCACGCAGACAAGGAGGUCAUGCGCUUAUACGAAGCGUACCGCGAGCAUCGGUUGCGAGACAUGGAGCGCCGGCUCCGUAGGUUGGAACGCAACGGCGAUGACUGGCUUCGGGCCCCAGUGCCUGUUUUGGACAACAUGAAUAAAACUAUAGGGUCUUCCAAUAACUGGCCAUUAGAGGGAAUUAGGGCCUGGGCAUCCGAUGGCGAAACUUCAGGCACAGCAGACAGGAUGGACCGGGAUAUGGAAAAGACGCGACUAACACGGCGGCCUAGCUUAUCCCAGGCCAGACUCCUGGAUAUGUUGACUAGGCAUGCGUAUAACGACGAUGCAUGGAGUGAUAGUGUGAGCAGGAGUGACGACGCAAGCGGGUUGGGGACUAUUGAGCCGCUGAUGAGGGAAUUGGCGGGAGAGGCAAGGCGAUGGCAGGGAACGACGCAAUCGCCAGUCAUUACGAAAGGUGGACAAUCCCACCCCAUGUAA
Metarhizium brunneum ARSEF 3297 is the source of this 2295-nucleotide messenger RNA. RefSeq lists its product as uncharacterized. NCBI's taxonomy places the organism in Eukaryota, Fungi, Ascomycota, Sordariomycetes, Hypocreales, Clavicipitaceae. The record is from RefSeq and is a predicted model, not a curated record.